UUGAAUUUCAUGAUAACCAACUCUCGUAAAGUUUCAACGUCUCCAUCAAAAAAAAUUGAAAACGUUUUCAAUGUUCACUUUGUUUUCAUCAAAGCAACAACUCCAAGUGGGAUUGUACUAUGUAGGACUACUACUCGACAAGUAUCGAUCGUCUCUAUCAAUAGCCGUCCAAUUUAAAAAAAAAACUCAUGCAAUAUCGUCCAUUGAUAUACCCUAACGUUAUCCUUCAUGUCCCACCUUCAAAUUUAACAAUAAAUGUUAAGUUUAUAUGCGAUACACUACUUCUUCUCAUUGUGAUCAUUUUCAUGCUUUCUUGAUCUUCUUUAGCUCUUCUACUAGUACUCCAUAUAGUUUUAGUAAGCAAUGAACUCCUCUAGCCUCAUACACGUACCGAAAACGGAAGCCGAGCUAACACAACUAAAGAACUCCCUCCCACAAGAGCUAUGGUUCAAUGGAAACCCUAUGUACCUAUACCAAGGGUUUUGGACUCAAAAGUUAGAAUCCUUGGUUGCUUUUCAAAACCACUUUGAAGCACAUGAUACUGAUAUCUUCAUUACAAGUGCUCGAAAAGCCGGUACAACUUGGCUCAAAGCUCUUGUGUACGCCAUUUGCAACCGCGCAAAUCACCCACCUUCUGAAAGCCCCUUACUCGUUCAUAACCCUCACGAGUUAGUCCCUCAGUUAGAGUCCAAUACCUACUUUAAAUCGAAGUGUCCGGAUCUUAGUAGCCUAAAGUCUCCUAGGCUUUUCGGCACCCAUGUUCCUUAUCCAUCAUUGCCUAGUUCGAUCAAGGACACUAAUUGCAAAAUCAUAUACAUUUAUAGAAACCCAUUCGACACCUUGGUGUCGUCGUUGUUGUUUUAUCAAAGUGUGGAUGAUAAUAAGACUCUAAAGCCAGAGUUAUUAGGUCAAUUUUUUGACAUGUUUUGUGAAGGGAGAAUUCCUUUCGGUCCUUUUGAAGAUCAUGUGUUGGGAUACUGGAAGCAGAGCUUAGAGCGGCCACAUAAGGUGUUGUUUGUCAAGUACGAAGAUUUGAAGGCGGAUCCAAAACCUCACUUGAAGAAAGUGGCAGAGUUUGUAGGAUGCCCGUUUUCGGAAGAAGAAGAGAUGGGAAGUGUUAUUGAUGGCAUUGUCAAGUUGUGUAGCUUAGAGAAGCUGAAAGACGUUGCGACGUCGAAUAAGAGUGCUAGGGUCUAUUCUUCAAUUCAAAAUGAGAAGUUCUUCCGAAAAGGGGUUGUUGGAGAUUGGGUAAAUUAUUUGACUCCAUCUAUGGUGGAGAGACUUGAGAAGCUCAUGCAAGAGAAAUUUAGUGGUUCUGGCCUAUUGUAAGAUUAGUUGUUUUAUUUCCUUUGUUCUGUAUGGAUUGUUGUACUUUUUUUUUUGUUUUUUUUUUUUUUUUUUGGGUCCGACAUGUCCCUAAGAAAUCGUUCGUUUCAGCUACUCUGUCAAUAAAAAAUCUUUAUAAAUUAAAGUGAUAUAGGGAAUAAGGCAAUUUUUUAGAGGACAGAAGAAGUGUACAUGCAUAUAUAUAUAUCUAUUAUUAUUACGCAUAACUAAAGGUGAACCUAAAAUGUCACGUGUCAACUAAAAAUAAACUUAUUAAAAAGGAAUACGUGUCAACUAAUAAAAAACGGAGGUAGUAUUCCCUUCGUCCCAUAAUAUAGUUUCUGUUUUCCUAUUUUAGAGAUCCAAAAUAUUGUUCCUAUUUCUACUUUUGGAUAGGUUGUAAAGAUCAUUAUAUCCUCACUUUUUUAACUUUAUUCAUUGUAUUUUUUAAAUUACCCUUGAAUUUUACACAUUUUUUAUACUUUUUUCCAUUUUUUCUCUCUAACUUUUGUCUAUAAUUGUACUUUUCACAUUUAUUAAUGUACUUUAUCCACUUUUUCCUCCUAUUUCUUAAAUACCGUGAAAAAACAUAAACAAGAACUAUAUUAUGGGAAGGAUGGAGUAUAUGUUUUCCAUUAACGAUGCCCUAAGCUAUUACUUUUUUUUUUUUUUGGAAUAAAUCCUAAGCUAUUACUUUGGACACUUUUAUUGGAUAAGCAGGCUCAUUCUCUUAACACUUUAGGCUUGCUUGUAAAUUGUAUAUUUUUGAAUAUUUUAUCUUUACUAAAAAAUAUUAAUUUUAUAUCCAAAAACUCUGUUACAUGUUUUUAUAUAUUUGACCUUUUUCAUA
Chenopodium quinoa (quinoa) is the source of this 2176-nucleotide messenger RNA. RefSeq names its product cytosolic sulfotransferase 15-like. The transcript has a single exon. Gene Ontology annotation, biological process: sulfation. NCBI's taxonomy places the organism in Eukaryota, Viridiplantae, Streptophyta, Magnoliopsida, Caryophyllales, Amaranthaceae. Gene Ontology annotation, molecular function: sulfotransferase activity. The record is from RefSeq and is a predicted model, not a curated record. Bases 364 to 1329 code for a protein of 321 amino acids. Gene Ontology annotation, cellular component: cytoplasm.